Gastrolobium bilobum is the source of this 2722-nucleotide messenger RNA. Its product is annotated as putative wall-associated receptor kinase-like 16. The record is from RefSeq and is a predicted model, not a curated record. The transcript is spliced from 3 exons. Bases 149 to 2419 code for a protein of 756 amino acids. Gene Ontology annotation, molecular function: calcium ion binding; ATP binding; polysaccharide binding. Gene Ontology annotation, cellular component: plasma membrane. Gene Ontology annotation, biological process: protein phosphorylation; cell surface receptor signaling pathway. Lineage: Eukaryota; Viridiplantae; Streptophyta; Magnoliopsida; Fabales; Fabaceae.
UCGUUGCAAGUCAACAAGACUUAAAGAGAAGAACAGAAAUUUGAAGUAUAUAAAUAAAUGAGGUUCUCUGGCCAAAUUGCAGCUCAAGCAACUAGUCAAUCAUAGAUAUAUAUAUAUCCCUUUCUGCAGUAACAAUUGAAGCCAUAUAAUGGAACUGAAGCAGAAGCACACGAAACUGGGCAAGGUGUUAAUGGUUGCAUUAGCCCUUCUAGUAUCAUCAUCAGUUGCAGCUGAUCAAGCCAAACUUUCUCCACCACCAAAUCAAACCCUUCCUGGCUGCAAGGACACUUGUGGAGAUGUCAAGAUUCCAUAUCCAUUCGGCACAGGCAUGUCAUCUACAUCAGAUCAUAAGUCAUGUUUCUUGCAUAAUGGAUUUAGCCUUACUUGCAAUAACUCCAUAUUAUAUUUGGGUAACGUCCAAGUUUUAAACAUAAGCGUCCAAGGUCAAAUGGACUUAUUGUUUUACGUCUCAUCACCAAAUUGCUAUAGCCAAGGUGGAAAAUUCAACUCCGGGAACCUUCCCACGCUCAAAUUUGCUAAUUUCAGCAUUUCAAGGAAGGAAAACAAGUUCCUAACUGUUGGAUGCAAUAGUUUUGGAUAUCUCAAUAGCUUUUACAACAGCGAGGUAUAUUCAACUGGGUGCUUAUCAAGAUGUUAUGGCAAUGAAAGGAAAAUCGAGAAUGGAACGUGUUCCGGCAUCGGGUGCUGCCAGGUGGAUAUUCCUCCUUCAAUGAGGAAUAUCAGCAUAAAAGCAAAUAGCUUCACCAAUUCAACCGAAUAUUCGGGGGGAAACUGCAGCUAUUCCUUUGUUGUCAAAGAUGGCAACUAUACUUUUGACACCAAUCAUUUAUAUGAUUUCCCUUACGAGAUGCUCCCCAUGGUUGUUGAUUGGACCGUAGGAAACCAAAGUUGUGAUGCUUCCAAAAGCAGAGUCCACUAUGCAUGCAUGAAAAAUACCUAUUGCAACGACAAGGACACUGAUCUGCUUGGUUACCGAUGCAUAUGUAAUGAAGGUUAUGAAGGAAAUCCAUACCAUCCGGAUGGUUGUAGAGAUAUUGAUGAAUGUAAGACAUCAAAUAAUACAUGCCUAAGUGAAAAUAAUUGUCACAACACGGAUGGGUCUUACAAAUGUUUCUGUCCUAAGGGGCAAUCCGGAGAUGGAACAAAGAACGGAGGGUGCCACCGACGAGAUAUAGUUACCCAGGUUGUCAUUGGAACAGGUGCAGGAUUCAUACUUCUAAUUGUGGGAAUUUCCUCGCUGUACUUAAUAUACGAGAAAAGGAAACUCAUCAAAUUGAAGGAGAAGUUCUUUAAGCAAAAUGGCGGUAUCAUUUUGCAACAGCGACUCUCUGCAGGAGAAAACACUUCUCAAUCUACUACAGUGUUCUCAGCAGAGCAACUUAAGAAGGCCACCAACAACUAUGAUGAGAGCUUAAUCAUCGGCAGAGGAGGUUAUGGUACUGUUUACAAAGGAAUUUUGUCAGAUAAGAGGAUAGUUGCCAUCAAGAAGUCCAAAAUUGUGGAUCAGAGCCAAAUUGAACAAUUCAUAAACGAGGUGAUUGUGCUAUCACAAAUUAAUCAUAGGAAUGUGGUCAAACUCUUGGGUUGUUGUUUAGAGACAGAAGUUCCUUCAUUGGUUUAUGAAUUUGUUAACAAUGGUACACUUUUUGAUUAUAUACACAAAGAAGGCAAGGCAGGUAAUGUACCUUGGAAAACACGUCUAAGGAUAGCAGCAGAGGCUGCAGGGGCCCUAUCUUACCUGCACUCAGCUGCUUCUAUACCAAUUAUACAUAGAGAUGUGAAGACUGCCAACAUUCUCUUGGAUGACAGUUACACUACCAAAGUGUCUGAUUUUGGAGCAUCAAGAUUGGUUCCUCUUGAUCAAACUGAAUUAGCCACAAUGGUGCAAGGAACUAUUGGUUAUUUGGACCCAGAGUACAUGCAAACAAGCCAACUUACUGAGAAAAGUGAUGUGUAUAGCUUUGGAGUAGUGCUUGUGGAGCUGCUUACAGGGGAGAAACCUCUUUGUUUUGACAGGUCAGAGGAGAAAAGAAGUCUUGCUAUGCACUUUCUAUCUUGCUUGAGAGAGGAUCGCUUGUUUGAGGUUCUUCAAUUUGGCAUUUUGAAUGUAGAAAAUAAGGAGGAGAUCAAGGAGGUUGCUAUUCUUGCAACAAAGUGCUUGAGACUAAGAGGGGAGGAGAGGCCUAGCAUGAAAGAAGUGGCAAUGGAGUUGGACGGAAUAAGGCUAAUGGAAAAGCAUCCAUGGAUCAACACAGACGUGAAUCUAGAGGAGACUCAUUACUUGCUUCAUGAGGCAUCAUCGAGCAUUCGUGAACAUGGUGAUAGCAGCAGCCAUCAAAAUACUGGGUAUGACAGCAUCAAGGAUCAUGUACUCAUUGACUUCGAUGAUGGAAGAUGAUUAUGGCAUGGCAGCAUACACUCCACAGCAUUUUAUAUCAAAGUUCUGCUACAACCUUUUGUAAUCUUUAUGAACAAUCCAGUUAUGUUUUUGUUGUUUUCAUAUAUAUUAUAAAUAUUAGGUGUGUAAAGAAGUGAAUAAGAGGACAGUGGAGCAAUCAUAUUAUUUAAUCAUAAUUUGUAAAAUUUUGUCUUGUAUUUUAGGAUUUUUUUUUUUUUUUUCUCGUUGUUCUUUGAUUCUUCUAUAUCGUUUUUUUGUAAGAGCAUUAUUAUUAUUUUUUAUUAUUGACUGACAGUACAAUUU